Molecule: messenger RNA, 1257 nt
Organism: Paramecium pentaurelia
Lineage: Eukaryota; Ciliophora; Oligohymenophorea; Peniculida; Parameciidae
Source: the annotation of a GenBank genome assembly
GUAUGCAAAAAACUCCAGAGAAGCAAGAAUUAAGUUAGGCUCUGCUAUUGUCUAUCAGUUAAUAUUCAUGGGAUAAAUAAAUUAGAUUAACAACAGAUGAGGAUGUAUUAUGUAGUUAUAGUAAAUUCUCAAAUGAUCAAGGAGUAUGAUUUUAAUUAUUAAAUACUUUAGAGUUAUUGUGAGACAAAGAAAGAUCAAGGAAAUGUGUUCAUUAAAAAAUGCAAUCAAGUUCAAAUUGAUGAUGUAUAAAGUCAAGAAAAUAAAUAAUUAUUAUUAAUCUUGAGAGAGAAAGAUAAAAGAAUUGAAGAAUUAGAACACUAUUAAGUAUGGUUGUAAGAAUAGAAUGAGAAAUUGAAGUUGAAUUAGCAAAUGAUGAUGUAAAUUUCAUCUGAAUAUUAGUGAAGAUUAAUCAAUGAAUUAAUUGCAAAGAGACUCAGCAUCAAAAAGACAUUUAUAAAAAAUAGAAGAUCUAGAAUUGCAGAUUAAUUAAUCAGAAUAAUAAUAUCAUAAAAGUUUGAAAAGUCUUGGUUAAUUGGAAAAAGAAAAUUCUACUUUAAAAACUAAAAUAUUUGAAUAUGAAUAAAAGUUAUUCUAAUAGCAACAUCAAUAAAAAGUAACUGAAUAAAUAAAUGAAGUAAUUUUUAUAUGAUUUAUUAAUAGUAAUAAAAGUUAAAAUAUGAAGAACAAUAAUAAAUAAAUUAAUCUAAAAUUUAUGAGUUACAAUAAUACAUAUAAUCACAAGAAUCUUAUAUUAAUAAAUUAUAACAUGAUGUAAUUUAUUUAUUUAUAUUUUAUAUAGGUAUAAUUAUCUAGAAAGAAUUCUAAGGAAAACAUUAGUAAAUAAUAUAAAUCUGUUGUUUUAAGAGAAAAAUCACCUCAAUUAAAUCAGUAUGAUUAACAUUAAAUGAAUAAAUUUGUUGAAUGUAUUGUUGAUAUGGUAAUGAAUUGUACUUUGAGUUAAGCUUAAACUAAACCAAGGUAAUAAUUUAAUUAAAUUAUAUAGUUUGAAAGAAUGUUGGAAAUGGCUUAAAAAUAUAUUAGAAGAAUAUAUGAUAUUGAAAAAAUAAAUUCUUUAAGAUACUAAUAAAACUCAUUCUACCAAAUCCAGUUAAUUUGUAGGUAAGGAAAUCAAUGGAGAAAGAAAAAGAGAUCAUAGUUUUUUUAAUGAUUUGAAUAGGAGAUUUUAGACAUCUGUUGAGGAUUCAGAGAACAAAUAUUUAAGAUCUAAUACUCUCUUAAGUAGAGUCCAGAAAUGAA